AUGAUCGAGAGAAAACUUCAUCGAAAAGCAUCCAAGAAUUUAAAUAGAAAAAUGGGUUUAACAUCAACCGAUAACAUGAUUAUAGAAAACAACGACGACCCCAGAGUGCCUCCCAUAGCACCAUUCCAUACGUCACUUCCGGAUGGUCGAGACGUCAUCAUCAAGUCAAUGACAGACAUCCAGUUGUCAGAGACGUUCACCAUGAUCCAAGAAGCUGCCCAACAGAGUAACGGCUUCGGCAUCGACGAAUAUACCAACGAAAAUGAAUUCCGAGAAGACAUCAAAGGCGGAUAUUGCUUCGCUGUGACCAUCGCCGAUUCCAACGAACUCAUCGCCUCCUUCAUCCUCGCCAUCAGCAAGUUCUACCGAGGCUCAACUGUCGCUGAUCCUUUCAUCAUCGUCAAAUCCACGGAACGAAGAAAGGGCAUCGGCGAAUUUUGUCUCCAGAAUGCUGUCGACUUCGCCUCAGAUCUUGGCUUCAUUGGCAUGUACAUCGACUGCUUCAGCAACAACAAAGGCAUGCUGAAGAUCAUCGAGAAUACUGGUGGCUUUGCUCGAGUGGGUUGUCUGCCCCUUGGUGGUCAGAUGAAGAAUGGUACAAUAGUUGGUUCAGUGAUCUUCUAUCGAGACUUACGACGAGAGGAAUAAGCAGGACCUGUCCCACAUGGUUAACCGAUUACCUCAGUGGACACCUUCAAACCAUAUCAUUAGCGGCCAGCUAACUCAGACACAGCAGGCACGUGAUCGGUUGGAAACCACACGAGGAUCAGCUCGCCGGUUACCUAGAUACAGCUCGACAAAACAUUUUCGAAGUGCAAUCGGCCUCCUUCGUUUAUUGCUGCUAAGAUUGCUGUUACUAGCGUGGACUUAUGAGUACAACGUGCAAACCACUAAAAGGGAGAUGACCCCUGGUCGGACGAAACACCUGACUGACCUAGCCUACACACCCGGGCAUUGUAUAGCAUAACGCUUAUCAGAGAGACGAUUUUUUUGUGAGAACAUUUUGAUUUAAACGAUCUGUUGGUGAAGCAUAAUGAACAUUUUGAGCAUUUUUUUGUGAACAUUUGUGCAUAUUUUUGUGAACAUUUGUGCAUAUUUUUGUGAGCAUUUGAACAAUUUUAAACCAAAGAUAUUAAAAGGAAGAACCAGCGAUAGGUUUUGACUGUACGAUUCAAAAUGGAAGUAGAAAAUGGAGAAGAAGAGACGAAAUGGAAGGAUGUUCUAACCCUAAGAACAUUUGAAUGCUUGGCUUGACUAUGGAAAGAACAUAAAGAGAUUGUUUUAAAGAACAUUUAAGUGAUACGAACACAUUCCAAAACGAAAAUCAAAAAGAAUAUUUGAGUAAUGAGAUUUGGACGAAUGGUUAGACGAAAUGGCAAUGAUUUUUGUUUGUUUUUUUUAAUGAUUCCAUAGUGCCAAAGUCACUUAAUAUAUUUUUUAUCUUUUACGCCGUUUAAAUAAAUAUUAUGUUAUUUUAAUAAAUGAAAAAUUGAAUUUAAAAAAA
Molecule: messenger RNA, 1504 nt
Organism: Lottia gigantea (owl limpet)
Lineage: Eukaryota; Metazoa; Mollusca; Gastropoda; Lottiidae
Exons: 2
Coding region: 1-648 (215 amino acids)
Molecular function (GO): acyltransferase activity, transferring groups other than amino-acyl groups
Source: RefSeq, a predicted model, not a curated record